Penicillium canescens is the source of this 1794-nucleotide messenger RNA. RefSeq names its product GPI-anchored transamidase subunit GPI16 (gene gpi16). The record is from RefSeq and is a predicted model, not a curated record. Gene Ontology annotation, biological process: attachment of GPI anchor to protein. The coding region runs from base 1 to 1794 and encodes 597 amino acids. NCBI's taxonomy places the organism in Eukaryota, Fungi, Ascomycota, Eurotiomycetes, Eurotiales, Aspergillaceae. The transcript is spliced from 3 exons. Gene Ontology annotation, cellular component: GPI-anchor transamidase complex.
AUGACGGUCCUCUCGAUCCUCUCCUUGCCUUUUGUCGCGCUCCUCAUCUCGUUAUGGAGCUCGUCGGCGAUUGCUUCAGAUUAUCAUGAGAACUUGCUCCUACAACCUCUACCGCAAUCUUCCCUCCUAGCAUCAUUCAACUUCCGGAGUAAUACAUCGCAACAAUCAUUCGACCAACAGCACUUUAGAUAUUUGCCCCGCGCGCUUGGUCAAAUCCUGCAGCACGCUCACACCAAAGAACUACACCUGCGGUUUACCACGGGACGAUGGGAUGCCGAAAGCUGGGGGCCACGGCCAUGGAACGGGAGCAAAGAAGGUGGCACCGGCGUGGAGCUUUGGGCGUGGAUUGAUGCGCCAAGCGAUGAUGAGGCUUUUGCCAAAUGGAUCACCCUGACUCAAUCCCUCUCCGGUUUGUUCUGCGCCUCGUUGAACUUUGUAGAUUCGACACGCACCACUCGGCCUGUGGUUUCUUUCGAGCCCACUGGGGACCACUCAGCGGCUGAUGAACUUCACCUGCUGCAUGGAACUCUCCCCGGCGAGGUUGUUUGCACAGAGAACUUAACCCCUUUCUUGAAGUUGCUUCCAUGCAAAGGAAAGGCGGGUAUUUCCACCUUAUUCGAUGGCCAUAAGUUGUUUGAUGCAGCAUGGCAGAGUAUGUCAGUGGAUAUUCAGCCAGUCUGUUCUCCGGAGGGAGAAUGUGUGGUCCAGAUCGAGCAAACAGUGGAUAUGGUCUUGGAUAUUGACCGGUCAAAGCGACCUCGAUCCAACCCAAUCCCUCGACCUGUGCCUAAUGACCAGUUGGUCUGUGACACCUCCAAACCUUACCAUGCAGAUGACACCUGUUACCCGCUGGAAAAGAUGAACGACAAGGCUUGGAGUCUAACGGAAAUCUUUGGUCGGAGCCUGACUGGCGUUUGCCCUCUUGCAGACUCCGAUAGCUCUAGUGAGCAAAGUGUCUGUCUUCGUGUUCCUCACGAACGGGGAGUCUUUAUAUCUGAGGCAGCCGAAGAAAUCAAAAAGGAUGAUGGUUUCACGCGCUGCUUCAAGUUGGCACCAUCGACAUCCUUUGAUCUCUCAAUUCCACAGCAACCAGUGAACACGAAAGUUCCAUUGGACGAGCCUGUUCUUCAUGCCGAGCGAACUAUCGUUGGUCACGGCCAGGAGCGUGGUGGAAUGCGCAUCAUUUUUGGCAACCCAUCCAACACCAGCGCCGUCGAUUUCAUUUACUUCGAGUCCCUCCCAUGGUUCCUGCGGCCAUAUAUUCAUACCUUGCAUGCAACCAUCACAGAGAGCAACGGACUCCCACGCGAGAUCCCAGCCUCCGAUAUCAUCAAGGAGACCUACUACCGUCCUGCCAUUGACCGUGAGCGUGGAACACAAUUGGAACUUGCGCUCUCUGUUCCGGCCGCAUCGACUGUCACCCUCACAUACGAUUUUGAAAAAGCCAUUCUGCGGUACACCGAGUACCCGCCAGAUGCCAACCGCGGAUUCAAUGUUGCACCUGCAGUUAUCCGCAUCUUGGACAAGGCCCACAAUGCGCCGGUUUAUAUCCGCUCUACAAGUCUUCUUCUUCAACUACCCACCCCGGAUUUCAGCAUGCCGUACAAUGUGAUUAUCCUCACUAGUACUGUCAUUGCGCUUGCUUUCGGGACCGUUUUCAACAUUCUAGUGCGGCGCGUGGUCUCCUUGGAUGAGGCUGAAGCCCUUGGAGCCCAGAGUUUGAAGGGCAAGCUACUAGGCAAAUUAGUGGCUUUGCGUGAUCGAUUCCGCGAGAAAGAUACCAAGGUCGAGUAG